Messenger RNA from Rhizophagus irregularis DAOM 181602=DAOM 197198, 1030 nucleotides. The record is from RefSeq and is a predicted model, not a curated record. Lineage: Eukaryota; Fungi; Glomeromycota; Glomeromycetes; Glomerales; Glomeraceae.
AGGGUUUGAUUCAAGAAAUUAAUUCAUCCAUGAAAGAAAAACACAUCCUCUCGGCUGUGACUGAAAUUUCAGCGAACCAAGUUCGCCCAAAUUCUUUAGCAGAGAAAAAUGAAGAGCGAGCGGUCCACCCUGAUAUCAUUAGUCUAUAUGAAACCGCGUGCGGUGCAGAAAAGAAAGCAAUCGAAGCCAAUAGAGAAGAAACUUUGCGUUGGUGUUUCUAUGCUAGAGAAUUCAAGCGCAUGUAUAAAGAUUUUAUGGUCAGCAACAAAGUUGGGGAAAAGAAAGCGAAAGGUCAGGUAUACGAUUUUAUUAUCAAACAACUUCCCGAUACUAAACGCAAAACUUUAUGUAGACAAACACAGAAAGCUUUGAGAAUUGACGAUUUAUUCGAAAAAAUAGGAAUGGACAAGCUUCAAUACAUAAAAACAUAUAGUGCGGAUACUAUUUCGAAAUUUACUGAUCCUCAGAUUCAAAUAAUUAUAGAUCACUUCACCGAAAAGCUUGCCUCCAAAGGAAUCAACUGCACCUCAGUCAACGAAUGAAGAAGUUGUUUCGCAAUCAGUUGAGACAGACGAUGAUAGUAACUGUAGUCACGACAACGAUUCUGAAGAAGAGAUGCCAGAUGAAUCGGAUGAUGAUGGUUAUGAUGGAUAUGGUGGAUAUAAUGAAUAUGGUGAACGUGAUAGAGGUUAUUAUUAUCGUGACGGAAGAUACGAAAGGAAAGUCUCACCAAUGAUGAGUCCUAUUAUCUCUCCGGUAACCGCCUAGGAGAAUUAUUGGAUGAAUUGCAUAUUCGCAUAGACUAGAUUGUCUUUUUUUUUUCGAAUCACGUGGGUGGCUUAGAUAUCGUGCGCAGUAAAACGUCCGCAGUAAUACGUCACUGGUUCAGCAGAAUAUUAUAUAUUUAUAUGCGCAGUAGUACCUCACCGGCAUCCACAGAUAUGGACAUGUGAUAUGACUACGCCACUGUUGCAGUCAUUGCUAAGAAUUUUUUGUGUUGUUUUCGUUAUACACUUUCCCGAAAGUUCUG